Molecule: messenger RNA, 2130 nt
Organism: Eimeria tenella
Lineage: Eukaryota; Apicomplexa; Conoidasida; Eucoccidiorida; Eimeriidae
Product: Trehalose-6-phosphate synthase subunit 1, related
Exons: 9
Coding region: 1-2130 (709 amino acids)
Biological process (GO): trehalose biosynthetic process
Cellular component (GO): cytosol
Molecular function (GO): catalytic activity
Source: RefSeq, a predicted model, not a curated record
AUGGCUCAAGAGCUGCUGCGGAGAGUCCGCAGCGAAAUGCAGCUGGAGCCCCACAGGGGCAAAGCCAUUCGCAAUUUGCUGCUGGGGGCCCACCAGGGGGCCCCCCUGGGGGCCCCCACGGGGGCCCCCACGGGGGGCCCCGUGGGGGCCCCCGUCGGGGGGGCCCCCGGGGAACAGCUGGGGGGGCCCCCCGUGGGAGGGCCCGCCCACGCAUUUUCAGAAGAAAGUACCCACCAGCACCAUCACCUGCAGCAGCAGCAGCAGCAGCAGAGGGAAGAAGCGGGGGACAGGCAGCAGCCAGUGGAGGCAGCUGAUAGCGUUAGCAUUGGCCGUAGCAGCAGCAGCAGCAGCAGCAGCAGCAGCAAGUCGCAGCCGUCUCCGUCUCUCCCGAGUCCCACGGACCCAGGAGCAGCAGCAGCAGCAGCAGAAGCAGCAGCAGCAGCAGGAGGCCACCACCACCACCACCACCACCACCACCACCACCACCACCACCAUCGCCGGCAGCAGCAGCAGCAGCAGCAGCGAGGAGCGGGGUCCGAGGCGCCUGGGAGCAGCCGCAGCAGCGAGAGCAGCAGGAGCCGGAGCCGUCGGAGCAGCAGCAGCAGCCGCAGCAGCCGCAGCAGCAGCAGCAGCAGCAGCAGCAGCAGCAGCAGCGCUGCGGGGGAGGGCCUGGUGGCGAUAAGCGCAGCAGACAUUGCGUGGGACAUCAGCAGCACGUUGCGGCCAUUCGUGCGGUGUUUGCUAAUCGCUGAUUUAGGGUUUGAACCCUCCGAAUUGGGGUUUACUGCUUCCGAGCAGCAGCUCAUCAAGCAGCAGCUGCUGCUGCGCGUCAAAGACAGCUACCCACAUGUUUGUCCCCUUUUGCUUUCCAAAGCAGCACAAAAAGAAUGUUAUGCUGAACAAAUCCUCAACACUCUUUUCCACUGCAGAACGCCCCCAGUCGGGACUGGGUUCUCGCACCUGGACUUCCAGGGCUACGUGCUGAUGAACGAAGAGUUUGCUGCUGCUGUUGCAGCAAACUACUCCGAAGGAGAUGUCAUUCUCAUUUACGACUACCACUUCAUGCUGCUGCCCCUCAUGCUCAGACAAACGCUGCCGCGGGCCACAAUUGCAGUGCACUGGGGGACAGUAUUUCCCAGCAGCGAAAUUUUUAGGAUUUUACCCCAACGAGAAUUGCUGCUAAAUGGUUUGCUAGCAGCAGAUUUAAUUACUUUUCAGGCUUUUGCAUUUCACCGGCAGUUUGCAAACACCUGCAGACUUUUGAAAGGAAACAGCAGCUUAAAUAAAGGUGUUCGCCUAGCAAUUGUGCCGCGGGGCCUCGACCCCACCCCGUGGCUGCAGCAGAUGCGCCAGCAGCAGCAGCAGCACCAGCAGCAGCAGCAGCAGCACUGGGAAGAGCUGAAGCAAAAGCUGGGGGGCCGCAUUGUUUUAAUCAGCACAGAUUCCAUAAGUGCCAACAGCGGAAUUCCCCACAAGCUUGUGGCCUUUAGACACUUCUUGCAAGAAAACCCUAAUUUAGUGAAUAAGGUUGUUUUGGUGCAAGCAGCCAUUACUGACAGCUCCUCGCCGGACACCUUUCUGGACCAAGACCCUCGCCAAGUCCUCAGCGAGGCAGAAUGCCACGAGCUGUUAUCUCAAGUGUACCACUUCGUGGGCUGCAUAAACUCGGAGUUCGGGUGCGUGGCGAGCCAGGCCGUGCACUUCCUGACGGUGCCCUUCACGGCCGCCGCGCUGGCGCCGCUCUUCGCCUGCGCCGACGUGGGGCUGUCCACGCCGGUGCGCGAGGCCUUUUCCUGGGCGGCGCCGGCCUUCAUCCUUUGCCAGCGCUUUUCCCGCAAGGGCGUCCUCGUCCUUUCCGAGUUCUCCGGCUCCGCCCAGGCGUUGGGGGCUGGGGCGCUGGUGGUGAAUCCGUGGAACACGAGGGCCUUUGCUGGAGUGCUUUUGGAGGCGGUGAAGAUGCGGGAGAAGGAGAGGGCGGAGCGGCACGCCUACGCAUACAGAUACUGCAUCAAGCACUCCGACAAAAUGUGGGCGCGGCAGCUGCUGACCGAGCUGGGGUCUGUCCUAGAGGAGAAGAAUAACUCUGCUAUUCUCAACGGAGACUCUCCCGAUACCCCAACGAGGGUUUAG